AUUUUUCGCACGUCCAGCAGUCAAAAAGCGAAACACACCACCCCAGAGCAGGCCAAAACAGCAGCGCAUUACUUUUCAUUUUUCGGCAAUCGUGAGCGGUGUUGCGUAUCGCGGAAUCGGCUACAAAAAGUCUGGCCAGAUUGAAAUGGAAUAUUACUGCUUUCGUGAUUUGGGAAAUCGUGUCGUGAAACAGGCCGUGAAAAGUUCGGAAAACUAAUCCAGCAACCACUUUUUGGCUGUGCGAAUAAAAGCAUUUUUCAUUUCGACGGGCGUGUGGAAAAUUACCGAUUGUGUGUUUAGUGGAAUACGUGGAGCGAAAGCCAGCAGUGCCAAGGGAAAAAUAGUGUAUUGAUCAAAAGCACAAAGGGCAACAACGUAGUGCAGCGGGAGUCGAAUUGGAUGAAAAUAGGGACCGAUCCGGAAGCUGAAGUAGAUUCGAGAUGAGUGCAUUUCUCCGAGUUCCCAAGGUGGUUCUUGGUUUGGGACAGCACUAUCGCUGUGUCGAUUCGAAUGUGCGAAAUCGUUUCGUGAGCUACCAUACAAAUCGGACAGGAUUGUAUCAGCAAUACUAUGGAUCGAUUCCUACGAGCAGUAGUAGGAGUGUCGCUGUGAUAGCAAUUUCGCCGACAAACAAAACCUUACUGGAUGCACUAGGUUAUAGUUUUAGUAAUAAUGGUGCUAUUAGAUGUAUAUCGACAAGUGUGGUGCACUACGACCAGCCGUCGUCCAAAGUAGAAGUUACAGUACAAAAAAUCAAACAGUCGCAAAAGAAGCAAGAACAACAGUCUGAAGCUGUUGCUACUAGUUCCUCCCAGACUGUAUCAGCAGCUGCAACAGCAAGUGGAGCAACUGCUAGUACAAGCACAACUGCACCUUCUCCACAAAAUCAGGUGGUUGCUACUGCUCCAGUCAAAAAAACCCUUAAACAACGGAUAUGGGCUGAAGUGUUGCACUACUAUCAUGGCUUUCGGUUACUGUUUAUUGAUAUAAACGUAAGCCGUAAGCUUCUGUGGCGAGUACUUAACGGUAAAACGCUGACUCGACGAGAACAUCGAUUGUUGGUGCGGACGACUUCAGAUUUGUUCCGACUGGUGCCAUUUUCGGUAUUCAUCAUCGUACCUUUCAUGGAGCUUUUACUUCCUUUGGCUAUAAAGUUUUUCCCAGGGAUGCUGCCAUCAACGUUUCAAACUGCUACUGAGCGAGAGGAUAAAAUCAAGCAGAAUCUUAAAGUGAAACUGGAGAUGGCAAAAUUCUUGCAAAAAACUUUGGAUGAUAUGUCCGUACAAAGCACAGAACAUCGUUCACAGGCGGCUAAAGAUUUUAGCGAAUUUUUCGCAAAGGUGCGCAAUUCCUCAGAGUUCACGGUAACCAACGAGGACAUCAUCAAAUAUUCCAAACUUUUUGAGGAUGAAAUUACUCUUGAUUCUUUGUCGAGACCUCAACUACAGGCACUGUGCCGAGUAUUGGAAAUGUCUCCAAUAGGUACCUCGAAUUUGCUUCGCUUCCAGUUACGGUUGAAAUUACGUAGCUUGGCUGCUGAUGAUCGAACGAUUCAAAAAGAAGGCAUAGAAUCAUUGAAUCUUUCUGAACUGCAAGCAGCUUGUCGGGCUCGUGGCAUGCGAGCUUACGGUACAACAGAAGAACGGCUUCAAUCACAGCUCCGGGAAUGGAUAAACCUCAGUUUGAACGAAAAAGUGCCACCUUCACUGCUGUUACUUUCGAGGGCACUAAUGAUACCGGAUAAUGUCACUACAAGCGACAAACUUAAAGCAACAAUUUCUGUUCUUCCCGACUCUGUUGCAACUGUUACGAAGGCUGCCAUCGGUGAACGGGAAGGUAAAAUCGACAAUAAAACUAAAAUCGAAGUCAUCAAAGAAGAACAACGAAAGAUCAAAGAAGAACGCGAAGAAGAAAAAGAAAAGCAAAAGGAAAUUGCUGAAACUUUGGUGGAUAAGGCUCCAACUGUCACCGAUGAGAAAGUUAUUCAUCUUGCAGAACCCACAGUACAAGUUAAGCCUGCCGUGGAACCUCCAGUGGUAAUAACUGCGGAAGAAAUCUCCAGCAAAGAUUUGGAGGCGUUGGGAGAUGCAUUAGGUUCACUCAGUAAGGAUAAAAAGAAGUUGCUAGUGGAGAAAGAGGAAAUCAAGGAUUUGAAGGAAGAAAUUGCUGAUUAUCAAGAAGAUGUACAAGAACUUCAAGAGGUAAUCACAACUGUGCCUGAAGAGAUCAAGGUGAAGGAAUCGCGAGCGGCCAAAAUGUUAUUCAAAAAGGUCAACUCUAUGAUCAACAAGAUGGACACAGUUUUGUCAGAUUUGGAGAAGAAGGAAAAACGGUUGAAGGAACAAGUAAGCGCCGUAGAUGCAGGUAAACCUGAUGUCGAUGUGCCAGCAAGUAUUGCUGCUGAGGAACUAGUCAGAAUCGACGAGUUGAUGUCAGCAAUAAAGAAGAUUCAACAAGUACCAGAUGAUUCUAGGCUGGACCAGAUAGCGAAAAUUCUUGGCAAAAUUGAUGACGACCACGAUGGUCAAAUCAAGGUGGAAGACGUUUUGAAGGUUAUCGAAAUAAUUGGUCAAGAAAAUGUACAGUUGAACUCCAAACAGCUAGACGAAUUAAUUGACUUGUUGGACAAAGAGGAAGUCCUGGAAGCAGAGGAUAAGAUCGAGAAAGCUCUCAGCAAGAGCUUGGAAGCCAAGGAGAAACAAAAGGAGCAGGAAAGCAAAGAGAAGGAGAAGCUUCUUGAGCUGCAGGACAAAGCCACUGAUUUGGCUUUGGCGGAUAGUCAGUUGAAAAACAAAAGUGAAAAGAAGCUGGACGAAUCUGUUCUCGAGGGUUAUAUUCUUCAAAAAGCGGCUGAAAGGAAAGAACAAACGGUCUCUGGUACAGACACACCCAGUGAUGCGGGCUCAAAGUCACAUAUUUCGGGUACUCCCAAUAUUCCACCCAGCAUAGUUCCACCACCUGCAUCAUCGGAUCUUUCAAAGUCUCCUCAGGAUAAGAGAAUAUGAGACUCUCAGGUAGACAAUGAGGGUUCUAAUUCACCAGCGAUGCAAAAAUAGAAUCCAAAAUUUGCCUAAAACGAACGACUUUAGAAUAAGGCAACUAACUUUUGGCGAGUCAUUGGUUGCAGAUGUACAGUGAAAAAAUAACAUUAGGCAAAAAUGCCAGAAUCCAAAGUACAGUAAAUAAGUAGUUUUAUCUACUUCUACCAGCAUCCAAGUGAUUGUAUAGCUUAUUUAUAAAAACAUAUAUAUAUAAAUAAAU
Messenger RNA from Aedes aegypti (yellow fever mosquito), 3261 nucleotides. It is a transcript of the gene Letm1, whose product is annotated as mitochondrial proton/calcium exchanger protein. The record is from RefSeq and is a predicted model, not a curated record. Bases 441 to 3005 code for a protein of 854 amino acids. The transcript is spliced from 6 exons. Gene Ontology annotation, biological process: intracellular monoatomic cation homeostasis. Lineage: Eukaryota; Metazoa; Arthropoda; Insecta; Diptera; Culicidae. Gene Ontology annotation, molecular function: calcium ion binding; ribosome binding. Gene Ontology annotation, cellular component: mitochondrial inner membrane.